GUCGAGUGUCGAAACCCUCUGAGCGCGCGGUGCGAUACCUUUGUCUGUCUUCCAACAACACACAGAUACGACUCGCAAUCAUGGCUGUUGGAAAGAACAAGCGUUUAUCUAAGGGUAAGAAGGGUAUCAAGAAGCGCACAGUCGACCCCUUCACUCGCAAGGACGAGUACUCCGUGAAGGCUCCUUCCACCUUCCAGACCCGCGAUGUCGGUAAGACUCUGGUCAACCGCACCAGCGGUCUGAAGAACGCCAACGACUCCCUCAAGGGCCGUGUCUUCGAGGUCUCCCUCGCCGACCUCCAGAACGAUGAGGACCACGCCUUCCGCAAGGUCAAGCUCCGCGUCGAUGAGAUCCAGGGCAAGAACUGCCUGACCAACUUCCACGGUCUCGACUUCACCACCGACAAGCUCCGUUCUCUUGUCCGCAAGUGGCAGACUCUGAUUGAGGCCAACAUCACCGUGAAGACCACUGACGACUACCUCCUCCGCCUGUUCGCCAUUGCCUUCACCAAGAGACGCCCCAACCAGAUCAAGAAGACCACCUACGCCGCUUCCUCCCAGAUCCGUGCCAUCCGCAAGAAGAUGGUCGAGAUCAUCCAGCGCGAGGCUUCCACCUGCACUCUGUCUCAGCUCACCCACAAGCUCAUCCCCGAGGUUAUUGGACGUGAGAUCGAGAAGUCCACCCAGGGCAUCUACCCCCUGCAGAAUGUUCACAUUCGCAAGGUUAAGCUCCUGAAGUCCCCCAAGUUCGAUCUCGGUGCUCUCCUUGCUCUGCACGGCGAGUCCGCGACUGAUGACAAGGGCCAGAAGGUUGAGCGUGAGUUCAAGGAGACCGUUCUCGAGAAUGUUUAAAGGUUAUGUCAAUGAAGUGGUGUCACGUACUGGUCAGCCGGGACAAAUCAUUGUCUUCUGGUCAUAGGAAAAGAAAAAAGUUCAAACGUGUAUGACAGAUUCGAACUGGCGUGGAACUUUUAGCUACGCGUUAC
This is a messenger RNA of Penicillium concentricum, 985 nucleotides long. RefSeq names its product 40S ribosomal protein eS1 (gene rps1). Gene Ontology annotation, cellular component: ribosome; cytosol. Gene Ontology annotation, biological process: translation. NCBI's taxonomy places the organism in Eukaryota, Fungi, Ascomycota, Eurotiomycetes, Eurotiales, Aspergillaceae. Bases 81 to 851 code for a protein of 256 amino acids. The transcript is spliced from 5 exons. Gene Ontology annotation, molecular function: structural constituent of ribosome. The record is from RefSeq and is a predicted model, not a curated record.